Molecule: messenger RNA, 683 nt
Organism: Erinaceus europaeus (western European hedgehog)
Lineage: Eukaryota; Metazoa; Chordata; Mammalia; Eulipotyphla; Erinaceidae
Gene: FABP5
Product: fatty acid binding protein 5
Exons: 4
Coding region: 79-486 (135 amino acids)
Biological process (GO): fatty acid transport
Cellular component (GO): nucleus; cytosol
Molecular function (GO): fatty acid binding
Source: RefSeq, a predicted model, not a curated record
CGGUCGCCCGCCAGCUUGUCGCUAAGUUCCCGCCGCCUCACUUAUUUCUGCUCAUUCCGGACGCCGCCUGAGCCCACCAUGUCCGCCAUUGACCCUUUCGUAGGAAGAUGGCGCUUGUCGGAGAGCAAAGGCUUUGAAGAAUACAUGAAGGAACUAGGAGUGGGAAUGGCUAUGCGAAAAAUGGGUUCAAUGGCCAAACCAGAUUGUAUCAUCUCUUCUGAUGGCAAAAACCUCACCAUCAAAACUGAGAGCACUUUGAAAACAACUCAGUUUUCAUGUAACCUGGGGGAGAAGUUUGAAGAAACUACAGCUGAUGGCAGAAAAACUCAGACUGUAUGUAACUUGACAAAUGGUGAAUUGAUUCAACAUCAAGAAUGGGAUGGCAAAGAAAGCACUAUUACAAGAAAAAUUGAAAAUGGGAAAUUAGUGGUGGAAUGCGUCAUGAAUAAUGUCACCUGUACUCGUGUCUAUGAAAAAGUAGAAUAAAAGAUUCCGUCAUAAAUUUGGACAUAAAUUAGCUGCAAAGAUGAACAUGCUCAGUUCAAUGAGCAAAUCUUCAUGUUUUUUUUUUUCUCAUUACUGUAUUAGCUGAUCUAUAUCACAACUAUUUUACAUUCAACUAUUUCAAAGUGUUUUAAUCAGCAUCAUCCUUUUGGUUAGUGAAUAAAUGUGUUUGUGCUAUA